This is a messenger RNA of Fopius arisanus, 1518 nucleotides long. Its product is annotated as RNA-binding protein NOB1. NCBI's taxonomy places the organism in Eukaryota, Metazoa, Arthropoda, Insecta, Hymenoptera, Braconidae. The coding region runs from base 81 to 1463 and encodes 460 amino acids. Gene Ontology annotation, cellular component: preribosome, small subunit precursor. Gene Ontology annotation, biological process: ribosomal small subunit biogenesis; maturation of SSU-rRNA. Gene Ontology annotation, molecular function: RNA endonuclease activity. The record is from RefSeq and is a predicted model, not a curated record. The transcript is spliced from 5 exons.
GACAACUUCACAGUUUUUGGAAACCACAUGGCAUUACAGAACUUCUCCUGUUUUUACUGUCAAUUUCUGACGAUUUAUUAAUGAAAAUGGGGCAAGACAGGGGAGUUGAAUUUCUGAUUGUUGAUACUAGUGCUUUCAUCAAGAAUGUUCCUCUUCAGGAAGUUGGAGAGAAUAUUAUUACAGAACAGAGUGUUAUUGAUGAGAUAAAAAGUAAGAGACAACUGAGGAGACUAGUCGUGUUGCCUUAUGAGCUGUCAAUAAAGGAUGUCUUUCCUGAGAAUAUUCAGUUUGUCACGGAAUUCGCGAAGAAAACUGGAGACUACACGAGCCUCUCUGCGACAGAUAUUAAAGUGAUUGCACUGACUUAUCAAUUAGAAAAGGAAAAAGUGGGAAAAGAUCACCUCAAAGAGGCACCUGCGAUAGUAAAGACACUUCCAGCAAUAAAAUCUGAACCUCUGGCACAUCCCAAGAGUAUCAUCGGGUUUUAUAUCCCUGGGCGUGAGGAUAAAGAAGAGGAGGACUCUGAAGAUGAGAAUCCUCAAGACGAUGGGAAAACCUCAGAAUCAGGGGAUCCUCCAAAGAAAGAAAUUACCCUGGAAGGGAAAGGAGACACGUCAGGGGCGUCUGACAGUGAUGUAGAUGAAGAAUCAGAGGGCUAUCUCACUGCUCAAUCAGACCAGGAUCCCCUGGCGGAAGAUUUGACUUCAAGGUUCCAAAAGCUCAACUGCAGUCCUGAUGAACUCCAGCUGGAGACUGGGGCUGAGAACCCCGACGAAAUUCUAGCAUCUGUUACCAAGGACUCGAGUGACGAGGAAGUCGUCACCUCGGAGAGUGAUGACGACGAUGAGGGCUGGAUCACCCCGGGUAAUGUGGCACAAGCAAAAAAGGAUAUGGAAUCGGACAUAAUAUCUGACAAACCAGCAAAAGUCGCUUGCAUGACGACUGAUUUCGCGAUGCAAAAUGUCCUCAUGCAAAUCGGUCUCAAUGUCGCUGCCUUGGAUGGUAGAGUCAUAAGACAAAUGAGAACAUUUAUUUUCCGGUGUUACGCUUGCUUUAAGACCACCAGCAUCAUGACCAAAGUAUUCUGCCCCAAUUGCGGGCUGAAGACACUUAAGAAAGUCGCGGUAUCGUUGGAUGACCAGGGUAAUGAGAAGAUUCACAUUAAUUUCAGAAAACCGCUCUCUGCCAAAGGAAAAAAGUUCUCCUUGCCGACUCCGAAAGGAGGAAAACACGCCAACAAUCCGAUUCUCUGUGAGGACCAGCCAAUCCCAGAUCAGAGGCCCUCGAGGCUAGCACGAAUGAAGAAUGAUCCUCUCAACGACGACUACAUCGCAGGCUUCUCUCCCUUUAUAAUGAGAGAUGUCAAUUCCAAAUCUGCAAUGCUGGGCAUCCGAGCUGGACAUUCUAACUUCAAGUACUGGAUGAAGAAGAAUCCAAACGAGUCCAGGAAAAAACGGAAAUGAAUCAUUACUAAUCCCGAACUUCUCAAUCUAAUCUUUACAAUAAAGAGAAAAAAAA